Messenger RNA from Sardina pilchardus (European sardine), 1199 nucleotides. Its product is annotated as claudin-7-A-like. The record is from RefSeq and is a predicted model, not a curated record. Gene Ontology annotation, molecular function: structural molecule activity. The transcript is spliced from 4 exons. Gene Ontology annotation, biological process: bicellular tight junction assembly; cell adhesion. NCBI's taxonomy places the organism in Eukaryota, Metazoa, Chordata, Actinopteri, Clupeiformes, Clupeidae. The coding region runs from base 163 to 807 and encodes 214 amino acids. Gene Ontology annotation, cellular component: bicellular tight junction; plasma membrane.
GUGCGCUUCACAUCUAUUUCAUUCAACUGUCUCCUCUGGAUGUUGGCCUAUGCGGAAAGAUUGCGUAAAUUUACACAGAUAUAAGUUUCGGAGGUCCACAUUUUAAUUUCACACUAUUUUUUGGCUAUUUAAUCCAAGUAACCCUUAACCCUCGGAUCUGCGAUGGCAAAUGGAUGUGUCCAGGUAUUCGCUUGCAUUUUAGCGUCUGUAGGACUUGUCUGCCUGAUUACAUCAACUUGUGUGAACGAAUGGAAAACUUACGGAUACUCAAAUGAGGGAAUAGUCAAAUCGCUCAAGGAGUAUGUCGGGCUCUGGAUGGAGUGCACAGUGCAUGGACCCAGGCAAUUAGAAUGCACAGUGUACGACACACUUGAUUCAGUUCUCUACCAACGUGGGGAGGUCCAGUGGACCAGGGCCAUGAUGAUCCUCAGCAUCAUUCUGUCCGUAUGUGGGUUGGCUGUGGCCAUGUUGGGCAUGAAGUGCACACUGUGCCUAGAUGCAGACAAGCAGGUGAAGAACAAAGUGGCGCUCGGUGGAGGGAUCCUUCUCAUUCUGUCAGGGGUCUGUGCAUUGGGGAUAGUGUCUUGGUAUGCCAAUGAUGUGAUCACAAAUUUUCAUAAUCCUAAACCAGAAGAAAAAAGGUACUCCCUGGGAAGGUGUCUGUUUGUGGGGUGGGGUGGAGCUCUCUUGUCCCUCAUAGGAGGGGCGCUCCUGGCCUGCUGUAGUUUGUCACGUUCCACUUCACGCAGAAGCUACACAUCAUCGCCACCUCAACUCCCGAUGACCUCUGACAAAGAGUAUGUGUAGGAGUCCCACAGAACAUCCCACGGGACGAGCUCUUUUUUACUGAUUUAUUUAGGAAAUAGACAAGAAAUGAUGUCUUCUUGUUAUUUAGAGCACUGCAAAGUAAGCACCUCAAAAAGUCAUUGUCUUGCCUUGUUUCAAAUGUUUUAGUAGGCUAAUUUAGUAUUCACUGUAAGAGGAACAUAACUUGGUCUAUGGACAUAAUCAGUUAGUGUGUCCCUUUUUAUGAGGGAAAAAAACAUCACUUGUAUGUUAGCACGUUGCUAUGUCUGUAAAUUAUGAUGAUGUACAUAAUACUACUGUUUUUGAAUUAGUCUUGUGUUGUCGUAUGCAGCCAGUUGUGGACAAGGUGAGACAUGUUGUGUCCUUUGCAAUGUCUACUUUGCCUGCCAUGU